Messenger RNA from Camarhynchus parvulus, 1284 nucleotides. It is a transcript of the gene HJV, whose product is annotated as hemojuvelin BMP co-receptor. Gene Ontology annotation, biological process: BMP signaling pathway. NCBI's taxonomy places the organism in Eukaryota, Metazoa, Chordata, Aves, Passeriformes, Thraupidae. Gene Ontology annotation, cellular component: plasma membrane. The record is from RefSeq and is a predicted model, not a curated record. Gene Ontology annotation, molecular function: coreceptor activity. The transcript is spliced from 3 exons. Bases 52 to 1284 code for a protein of 410 amino acids.
AUGAAGCCGGGAGCUGCUGGUGGGUGAGAGACCCCCCCAAGCUCUGCAUGGAUGGGAAUGGGGAGAGCUGCCCACAGUAGGAGCCCAGGGCAGCUGGAAAACCCCGGCUUCUUCCUCCGAGCAUUCCUGCUCCUCUUCCUCUGCAGGCAUGUCUCUUCCCAGUGCAAGAUCCUCCGCUGCAACUCGGAGUACGUGGCGGCCACGCUGCACCUGCGCGGGCCCGAGCGCGGCGCCGCCUUCUGCACCGCGCUGCGCUCCUACUCGCUGUGCACCCGCCGCACCGCCCGCACCUGCCGCGGCGACCUGGCCUUCCACUCUGCCGUGCACGGCAUCGAGGACCUCAUGAUCCAGAACAACUGCUCCAAGGAAGGCCCCACGGCCCCGCCGCGGCCCCGGCCCGCGGCGCCCAACGCCGCGCAUGGCUUCGAGUCGCUUGACAUCUGCGAUUACGAGAGGAGUUUCCUCUACAAGCACGGCCGGCCCCCCGGCUUCCAGCACUGCGCUGCUUUUGGGGACCCCCACAUCCGAACCUUUCGUGACGAUUUCCACACGUGCCGGGUGGAGGGCUCCUGGCCGCUCUUGGACAAUGAUUAUCUGUUUGUGCAAGCCACCAGUUCGCCGGUGGCCAAGGGGUCCAACGCGACGGUCACCAGCAAGCUCACCAUCAUCUUCAAAAACAUGAAGGAAUGCAUCGACCAGAAGGUCUACCAGGCCGAGCUGGACAAUCUCCCCGCGGCCUUCCAGGACGGCUCCACCGACGGCGGCGCGCGUCCCGGCGGGAGCAGUUUGUCCAUCCGCGAGCGCAGCCCCGGCCGGCACGUGGAGAUCCGCGCCGGCUACAUCGGCACCACCAUCGCCGUGCGCCAGGCCGGCCGCCAGCUCUCCUUCUCCAUCCGCGCCGCCGAGGAGGUGGCCGGGGCCUUCACGGAGGAGCAGGACCUGCAGCUCUGCGUGGGCGGCUGUCCCCACAGCCAGCGCAUGUCCCGCAGCCCCCGCGGGCGCGGCCGCGUCCCCGCGGAGACGGCGCGGGCGCUGUGCCGGGAGAUGCUGCCCGUGGAGGAUGUCUACUUCCAGUCGUGCGUCUUCGAUGUGGUCACCUCUGGGGACGCCAACUUCACCAUGGCGGCGCACGGGGCGCUGGAGGACGCCCGGCUCUUCCUGCCCGAUGCUGAGAAGCUCCACAUCUUCCAGGCUGGGGGAGGCUGCCAGCUCAGCUCUCCAUCGUUUCUCCUCCUCCUCUUCCUCCUCCCGUGUGGACUUUGGGCUGUUUUGUUGCACUUUUAA